Messenger RNA from Dromiciops gliroides (monito del monte), 694 nucleotides. Its product is annotated as leukocyte-specific transcript 1 protein-like. The record is from RefSeq and is a predicted model, not a curated record. Gene Ontology annotation, biological process: cell morphogenesis; dendrite development; immune response. The transcript has 4 exons. Lineage: Eukaryota; Metazoa; Chordata; Mammalia; Microbiotheria; Microbiotheriidae. Gene Ontology annotation, cellular component: membrane. The coding region runs from base 222 to 491 and encodes 89 amino acids.
AUGAUUAAAUUACCCAGAAACCAUGUCUCAUAUUUUUAUUCGUCACAGUAGUGUCAGUUGCCUCCUGUAUAAGGACAACCCCCUCUUGAAUUACAGCUGAAGGAACUUUUCCUGCUUCAAGAAAUAUGAUGAAGCAAUCUCCUAUAUUCACCAACCCCCAUACCCAUUGCUCCAGAUUCCUUCUCCUUUAGUGUGAGAACCUUCUCUUCUACAAAGCGACCAUGAUCUGCCUUACUAAAGAAAUAUUCGGGGCAAUAGGAGGGGUGGUGGGCCUCCUGCUCCUGCUUGUAUUCAUUCUGUCUGUCUGUACAUGCCAGCUCCGAAAAAGAGGGAUGAGGCUGAAGAGGGACAGGGAUGGUUCUUUGGAGAAACAACUUCAUUAUGCAUCUCUCCAGGGGCUUUCAGUUGCGUUAAGGGAAUGGGCUGGGGAAGAGCCUCAAAAUGAUUCCACUGGGGACUAUGCCUGUGUCAAGAAGAAGAGCCCUGCCUAAGUGUAACUGCAGAGGUCAUAUCCAAGAAGUAUGUAUCAGCAGGACCCCAGAAAUAGUGAUGAAGCCCACCAAAAAUGCUGUGACAAUGGGGAGGCCCAAGCUUCAGUGAUGGCCCUGCCAUCUUCCUAUCCUCCCCCAAGACCCCAACGAGGAGGAGGAGGAGGAAGACUCUCAGUGAACCCAAUAAAGAGUGUUUUGUUGUC